AUGACGCUCAUGUUGCUGUUCUUGGCCCUCAACUUCUUCUCCUCAGUUCAAAUAACAGAAAACAAGAUUUCGGUGAAGCAGUCACCCAUGCUUGUGGUGGAUAACAACGAAGUCACCCUCAGCUGCAGGUACUCAUACAACCUUCUCUCAAAGGAGUUCCGAGCGUCCCUUUACAAGGGAGUGAACAGCGACGUGGAAGUCUGUGUUGUGAAUGCAAACUUCUCCUACCAACUUCAAUUUCACUCAAACGUGGGGUUCAACUGUGAUGGGAAUCUGGACAACGAAACAGUGACAUUCUACCUCCGGAAUCUGCACGUUAACCAAACAGAUAUUUACUUCUGCAGAAUCGAGGUCCUGUACCCUCCUCCUUACCUAGACAAUGAGAAGAGCAAUGGGACUGUUGUUCACGUGAAAGAGAAACAUCUUUGUCAUGACCAGGCAACUCCUAAGCUGUUUUGGGUAGUGAUCGUGGUUGCUGGAGUCCUGUUAUUUUAUGGCUUGCUAGUGACAGUGAUUCUUUAUAAUGUCUGGACAAAUAGCAGAAGGAACAGACUCCUUCAGAGCGACUACAUGAACAUGACACCCCGGAGACUUGGGCCAACGCGCAAGCAUUACCAGCCCUACGUCCCCGCGAGAGACUUUGCAGCCUACCGCCCCUGACAGGGACCCCUAUCCAGAAGCCAGCCGGCUGGUGCCACCCUACCUGCUCAACAC
Molecule: messenger RNA, 714 nt
Organism: Onychomys torridus (southern grasshopper mouse)
Lineage: Eukaryota; Metazoa; Chordata; Mammalia; Rodentia; Cricetidae
Gene: Cd28
Product: CD28 molecule
Exons: 4
Coding region: 1-660 (219 amino acids)
Biological process (GO): T cell costimulation; immune response; positive regulation of T cell proliferation
Cellular component (GO): membrane; external side of plasma membrane
Source: RefSeq, a predicted model, not a curated record